AUGACUGUAUUGGUCUCUGACUGCAGUGUGAUCGUCCAUCUGUCACUCUCCCCCAACAGCUCCCCCCCAACAGCUAUAUUGCCUCCCCCCCAACAGCUCUUCAGCGUGUAUCUGCUGGGAGGUUACAGCUCUUCCCACCAACAUCUGCUGGUAUGCUCUUCCCCCACCAACAGCUCUGCUGUCCGUAGGAAAGGCGUCCGUGGGAAAGGCGUCCGUGGGAAAGGCGUCCAUGGGAAAGGCGUCCGUAGGAAAGGGAAAGGCGUCCGUAGGAAAGGCGUCCGUAGGAAAGGCGUCCAUAGGAAAGGCAUCCGUAGGAAAGUCGUCCAUAGGACAGGGAAAGGCGUCAGUAGGAAAGGCGUCCGUAGGAAAGGCAUCCGUAGGAAAGUCGUCCAUAGGAAAGGGAAAGGCGUCAGUAGGAAAGGCAUCCGUAGGAAAGGGAAAGGCGUCCGUAGGAAAGGUGUCCGUAGGAAAGGAAAGGCAUCCGUAGGAAAGGCGUCCGUAGGGAAAGGGAAAGGCGUCCGUAGGAAAGGCGUCCGUAGGAAAGGCGUCCGUAGGAAAGGCAUCAGUAGGAAAGGCGUCCAUAGGAAAGGGAAAGGCAUCAGUAGUAAAGGGAAAGGCGUCAGUAGGAAAGGGAAAGGCGUCAGUAGGAAAGGGAAAGGCGUCCGUAGGAAAGGCGUCCGUAGGAAAGGGAAAGGCGUCCGUAGGAAAGGCGUCCGUAGGAAAGGUGUCCGUAGGAAAGGGAAAGGCAUCCGAAAGGCGUCCGUAGGAAAGGCGUCCGUAGGAAAGGCGUCCGUAGGAAAGGUGUCCGUAGGAAAGGCUUCCGUAAGAAAGGCGUCCGUAGGAAAGGGAAAGGCGUCCGUAGGAAAGGGAAAGGCGUCCGUAGGAAAGGCGUCCGUAGGUAAGGAGCCCGUAGGAAAGGGAAAGGCAUCCGUAGGAAAGGGAAAGGCGUCCGUAGGAAAGGGAAAGGCGUCCGUAGGAAAGGGAAAGGCGUCCGUAGGAAAGGGAAAGGCGUCCGUAGGAAAGGCAUCCGUAGGAAAGGCGUCCAUAGGAAAGGGAAAGGCGUCAGUAGGAAAGGCGUCCAUGGGAAAGGCGUACGUAGGAAAGGGAAAGGCGUCCGUAGGAAAGGGAAAGGCGUCCGUAGGAAAGGCGUCCAUGGAAAAGGCGUCCGUAGGAAAGGGAAAUGCGUCCGUAGGAAAGGGAAAGGCGUCCGUAGGAAAGGCGUCCGUAGGAAAGGGAAAGGCGUCCGUAGGAAGGCGCGUAGGAAAGGUGUCCGUAGGAAAGGGAAAGGUGUCCGUAGGAAAGGGAAAGGUGUCCGUAGGAAAGGGAAAGGAGUCCGUAGGAAAGGCGUCCGUAGGAAAGGCAUCAGUAGGAACGGCGUCCAUAGGAAAGGGAAAGGCGUCAGUAGGAAAGGCGUCCGUAGGAAAGGGAAAGGCGUCAGUAGAAAAGGCGUCCGUAGGAAAUGCGUCCCGCAAUGGUACUGUUUUAUGGUGUACCUGCUGUACCAGUGUCUUCAAGUCGGUGACCAGUCGCUUCAUUAAGAACCUGGCGUGCUCAGGGAUCUGUGCGGGUCUGGUGUGUGUUCCCUUUGACGUGGCUCUCGGGGCCAGCCCUCGCUGCUGCUGGUGGCUACACACUCUGCUGCUCUGCAAGGCCCUGAAGUUCCUCCACAAACUCUUCUGUUCCGUCACCGUGCUCAGCUUCGCUGCCAUCGCCCUCUCUAGGUACUACUCUGUCCUCUACCCUCUGGAGAGGAAGAUCUCAGACGCCAGGUCACGUGACCUUGUCAUCUACAUCUGGAUCCACGCCACCAUCGCCAGCGUGCCCGUGUUCGCCUUAACCAACGUUACGGACGUGUAUGCAACAUCGUCCUGUUCCGACGCCCGCGCCCGCUCCCUGGGUCACAUGGUCUACGUGUUGACCUACAACGUAACCACGGUGAUCCUUCCGCUCGUUGUCGUUUUCCUGUUAAUGGUCCUGAUUCGCAGAGCUCUCAACGCCAGCCAGAAGAAGAAGGUGAUCAUCGCAGCAUUAAGAACACCUCAGAACUCCAUCUCCAUCCCUUAUGUCUCUCAACGCGAGGCUGAGCUACAUGCUACGUUACUGGCUGUGGUGUUUGCCUUCUCAGCCUGUAGCGCCCCCUAUGGGGCGUUGGUGGUAUACCGCACUCUUCUCGGAGACGGGGAGGACUUGUCCCCUUCUCUCCAUCUCACGGCCAUCUGGCUGCCCAAGGUGUCUCUCCUCACCAACCCUCUGCUGUUUCUGACGGUGAACGGCUCGGCUCGACGCUGCCUGUUUGAUGUUCUAGUCCGGGUACACAGGCGCUACAGCCGGCGUAACGUGGUCAGCACUGGGGAUCUGGGGCUGAGGGGCGAGGCAGGGUUGGGAGGGUCUGGGACCCUGGAGGGGUCUGCUCGCGCUGGGAGCCAGCUCCUGGAGAUGUUUAAUAUCGGACAGCAGCAGAUCUUUAGGCCGACCGAUGAAGAGGAGGAGGAGGUGGAGAAUGAGAGCCCUUCAUUAGGGUCAGGGGUGGGGGCUGUCCUCAUCCCAACGAGAACCACCACCAGGCAGGGGAGGAGGGGAGGAGGGAGACAUGGAGGGAAGGUGGUUCUACAGAAAGAGACCGAACCAACCAGAGAGAGCGUCCCGGUAACUAAAGAACAACCUCCUCUCAUAUUGCCCGAGGUCUCACCUGUCCGUGCCUGUGCUUACACCUCCUCGUCACAGGUGGCGCCAGCAACCCCCACGGAGCCCGAGGACACCACCCAGUUUGGGUUCGGGCCAUUCGAGCUGCCACCCCAGUGGCUGCCGGAGACCAGGAACAGUAAAAAGAGGCUCCUCCCACCGCUAGGGAACACCCCAGAGGAACUGAUCCAAACCAAACAGCCACGUCCAAGGCCAGAACGACGAAUCAGCAGGAACAACAAGGUCAGCACCUUCCCCACAUCGACCCCUGAACUAUAAACCCCGACCUUUGAACUGAUGGCCCCUGAUCACAGCUAUGGGCGGAGGUCAGCAUGUGGGUGAUUUGUGAUCCGUUUUGUGUCAAUGACUGGGUACAAAGUCAGUGGAGGAAACCAAUUAUCUGACCAACCUCCUGAUCAACCACCUGACCAACCUCCUGACCAACCACCUGAUCAACCAUCUGACCAACCUCCUGACCAACCAUCUGACCAACCACCUGACCAACUAUCUGACCAACUAUCUGACCAACCACCUGACCAACCACCUGACCAACUAUCUGACCAACCACCUGACCAACUAUCUGACCAACCACCUGAUCAAUCACCUGACCAACCACCUGCCCAAAGGCCCCCUGUAAGAGAGAACAGAAAGUACAACUCCAGAGCUCGAUGAGUCUGUCUCAUUGUUGAUUCUCUCUGUCGUGUAAUGCAGUGGUUCCCAAACUUUUUAUAGUCCCGUACCCCUUCAAACAUUCAACCUCCAGCUGUAUCCCCUCUAGCACCAGGGUCAGCACACUCUCAAACGAUGUUUUUUGCCAUCAUUGUAAGCCUGCCACACACACACACACACACACACACACACACACACACACACACACACACACAC
Oncorhynchus masou masou (cherry salmon) is the source of this 3567-nucleotide messenger RNA. RefSeq lists its product as uncharacterized. Gene Ontology annotation, cellular component: plasma membrane. Bases 1 to 2961 code for a protein of 986 amino acids. The transcript has 6 exons. The record is from RefSeq and is a predicted model, not a curated record. Gene Ontology annotation, molecular function: G protein-coupled receptor activity. Gene Ontology annotation, biological process: G protein-coupled receptor signaling pathway. Lineage: Eukaryota; Metazoa; Chordata; Actinopteri; Salmoniformes; Salmonidae.